Molecule: messenger RNA, 1638 nt
Organism: Colletotrichum karsti
Lineage: Eukaryota; Fungi; Ascomycota; Sordariomycetes; Glomerellales; Glomerellaceae
Exons: 13
Coding region: 1-1638 (545 amino acids)
Molecular function (GO): hydroxyacylglutathione hydrolase activity
Source: RefSeq, a predicted model, not a curated record
AUGAAUCCCCUCAUCUCAAGGAGGCCUAUACUGAGACAGAAACUCGCCACCGUAACCGCAGCCCUUACGUUCGCCAACGCUAUGCAUAUCCAGUCGAUUCCCAUGUGGGUGGGCAGUAGCAACAACUACGCCUACCUGGUCAAGGACGACAAGAGCAACGACGCCGUCAUCAUCGACCCGGCCAACCCGCCCGAAGUCACCCCCGUGCUGAAGAAGGCCAUCGACGGCGGCGAGAUCAACUUGACCGCCAUCGUGAACACGCACCACCACUGGGACCACGCGGGCGGAAACAAGAAGCUGCUCAACGAGCUCGGCCUGCCGAAGCUGACCAUCUUCGGCGGCAAGGACUGCGAGGGCGUGACCAAGACGCCCGGGGACGGCGAGUCGUUCAAGAUCGGCAGCAUCGCCGUCAAGGCGCUGUACACGCCGUGCCACACGCAGGACAGCAUCUGCUGGUUCAUGCAGGACGGGGAGCAGAAGGUCGUGUUCACGGGGGAUACGCUCUUCCACAGCGGCUGCGGUAAGUUCUUCGAGGGCACCGCCGAGGAGAUGCACAAGGCGCUCAAUAAGACCUUGGCCGCUUUACCUGAUGACACGGUCGUUUUCCCCGGGCACGAGUACACCAAGUCGAACGUCAAGUUCGCCGCGUCGGUGCUGCAGAACGAGGCCAUCCUGAAGCUGCAGAAGUUCGCGGAGAACAACAAGGAGACGCAGGGCAAGUUCACGAUCGGUGACGAGAAGAAACACAACGUCUUUAUGAGAGUUGAUGACCCCGAAAUCCUCAAGGUCACGGGCGAGCAGGAGCCCGUCGCCGUCAUGGCCAAGCUCCGCGAGAUGAAGAACAACUUCAACGCGCGUGAGAUCAUUUGCCUGCUAGGCAAUGAUUACGGUCCCGGCGCAUCCAUCGUCAUCGCCAACCUCUCGUCCAUUAUCGUCAGUCCUCCGCGACAACAUCCACCCGCGAAACCGCUGCACUGCACCGUCAACACACACAAUACAAUAUACACUUUGCGAAAACCGCGCGAAGACGCACGAAGAAUCAAUUCCAUAAUGCCCGCAAAGCGCAAACCACCCGCCGCCUCCUCGACGUCCCACGACCCCCCUCGCCCGCGCGCCUCGAAGCUCGCAAAGGAACACAACAUCUCGGCCCACGAGGAGCGCGAGAUCCGCGAGGCCUUCUCGCUCUUCGCGGAGCCGGUCCGCGGCGGGCCCAAGGAGGGGGUGAUGCCGACGUCCGACGUGCGGUCGGCGCUCGUGGCGCUGGGGAUCCCGCCGUCGUCGCGCGCCGAGCAGGCCGAGUUCGUGGAGAUCCUGGACCCGGAGGGCGAGGGCUUCGUCGAGUACGAGCCCUUCUUCGCCGUGUGCGCGUUGAAAUACCACCAGCGCGAGAGCAGCGCCGGCGGGGAGGAGAGGCGGCGCGAGGUCGACGAGGCGUUUCGGCUGUUCACGGGCGACGGCGGGAGGGGGAUGAUCACGAUGGCGGAUCUGAAGAGGGUUGCCGGGGUGCUGAGGGAGGAUGUCAAGGAGGAGGUGUUGCGGGAUAUGAUUCUUGAGGCGAACGGCGGCGCCGGGGUCGGGAGGGGGGUCAAGAGGGAGGAGUUUGAAGAGGUUAUGCGCCGGGCUGGGGUCUGGCGGUGA